This is a messenger RNA of Falco peregrinus (peregrine falcon), 6654 nucleotides long. RefSeq names its product chromosome 16 C6orf132 homolog (gene C16H6orf132). NCBI's taxonomy places the organism in Eukaryota, Metazoa, Chordata, Aves, Falconiformes, Falconidae. The record is from RefSeq and is a predicted model, not a curated record. The coding region runs from base 36 to 3332 and encodes 1098 amino acids. The transcript has 5 exons.
UGCCCGGCUGGGAGCGCGGCGGGGGCUCUGCCAGGAUGAAGAAGCAUCACUCCGUGCAGGGCACCUUCAGCCGCCUCUUCGGCAAGCGCCACGCCAGCCCCGCCGCCGCCUCCCUCUUCGCCACCAACCCGCCCUGGAGCCUCACGCAGGAGGUGACCUCGGACAGCGCGGGUGGCACCGGUGAUGUGAUUGAAGUGUAUUAUGGUGACAAUCGCUUUGGGACGAUGACUGACUCUGGCACAGCAACGCUUAAACCUCGUCCGAGAGUCCGGCCACUGCUGACUUUCUUACCCCUUAAUGCCCAAGAAUCCCACGGGGUGGCUGUGCCAACGCCAUCGGUGCCAGAACACUUUGAGGAAAAAGCAGCUCUUGGCUCUGGCUCCCAGAUCAAUGGGAACUACCGAAUGUACAGCUCUGUGGGGGACCUGCACCUGCAGGCUCUUGAGGGAGAUGACCUGGAUGAAGACAUCCCGCCGCCACCGUCGGUGCCCCCACCGCCCCCUCCAACGGCACCAGCACCUCCAGCCUCACCAGUCCCACCACCACCCGAAAUGCUUCCUCCGCCACCACCGCCACCACCCGAGACAGUGCCGCCACCUCCCGCCAUGGCACCGCCGCCGCCUCCGGCCUCUGCCCUGUCAUCCCCCAGCACGCCGGCUCCUCCAGACUUCAUCCCACCAGCCCCACCGGGUGCCUCACCGCUCAGCUGGGCCCCGGCACCUUUCGCCACCGGCAUCUCCAAGUGGAAGUCCGAGACGGUGCUGAACACGCGGCAGGCGGACGCUGAGGGGCCGCUCUGCCAUGCUGAGGCUGGGGUGCCAGCUGCGCCCACCCCGAAGGAGAGUCUGCAGCCCAAGCAGUGUCCCGAGCCCCACCUCACCUUCCCCAGGUCCUUCAAGGUGCCUCCCCCGGCCCCAGCCCGGUCCUCCUCCAUCCCGGUGCCGGAGAGCCAGCCGCCCCGGCAGGAGCCCUUCCCCAGGCAGCCUCAUGCCCGGCCUCCCCUCCCACCAUGCUUCACCAUAAGACCCGCGGCCAAAGCUCACGCAAGAGGAGAAGCCGAGCAAAGAAAUUCCCCGUUGCGUCAGGCUGUCGCGAAGCCGGCUGUGCCCACACCCCCACCGCUGAGCCCCAAGCUGGCUCCAGGGCUCGGCCAAGGGACCAAUCCUGCCAGUCCCCGUUCCCCACUGCCAGGCUCUGAGACGGAGAAGGUUCCCCAGCCGAAACCAGCUGAGAGAGACUCUCCUCCAAAGCCCGAACCUCUCUCUGCAAAUGACCUUGACCUUCCCCCUCCGGACUACCCGAUCUGUGAGGAUGACUGGAGGGAUGCCAGCAACCUGAGCAGGCUGCGGCACGAGCUCUCGGCCCUCCUGCGCUCCCCACGGCGGGAGGAGAGGCCGCUGGAGAAGCCAGCCGCCCCGCGGCCCACGGACGGCGGUACUGACCACGCUGGCAGCCAUGAGCCCAGUCUCAGUGGGCCCCAACCUGCGAGACCCGCCGGGAAGGACACGCAGCUGCCCACGGGAGGGGAGAGUGAGAAGAAGGAGGUGCCCAGCAGCCCCCCCGGUGCCAAGGGGGGCUCUCCCAGCAUGGCGCUUCCCGCUCCGGAGAGCAGCCCAACCACGCAGACCCGCAGCGUGAUUAAAAUCAGGAACGAGUUGGAGGCUGUGCUGGCGCUGAAGAAAGAAGGGAAGCCUGCCCUGGGGCUCGGCACCCAGAAGCAGGGCACCGAGGAUGGUGGCAGCACCCCACGUGUGAGGAAGAGCCCCCCGGACCCAGGUGAAUCGGUGCUGCCAAAACCAUCCCCGAGCCCACUCCCAGCACCAGCGGCUGCAGUGGAGAAGGAUGAGACGGGGCACGAGGACCAUCCCACCCCUGCCGUUAGCAAGGCCACAGAGAUCUUGAUCCCUGAUCCAGGGUCCCCCAACAGCACCAUGAGCCCCUCAGACCCACCUCAGGCACCAGCAGAGGAGCCCCCUGCUCCCACCUCCCCCACGCCCCCCAUUUCUCCCACCCAGAGCCCAGCACCCCAGCCCAACACAGCUGUCUUCCAGUACAAAGUGCACCGGGCUGGAGCCAGCUCAGCCGAGCAGCCCAGUGGCUCCAGCUUGGCUGAACCGCCCUGCCCCGUGAGCCUGGCUCGGAGCCCCCCGAGCGCCUCGGCCGCGGGGCCGGAGGAGGUGCUGAUCCACCCCGUGACGGGCGAGCGGGUGGAGCGGGGCUCCCCCAUGGCGCUGCUCCUGGCAGCCCGGCAGCGUGCCCAGCGGGGCCGGCAGGGCGCUGAGGUGGGACCUGUGCCGCGGGUGAAGCCGCCCCUGAAACUCGGCAGCGCCUCAUCGGACACCACCUCCACCAGCUUCUACCGCCAUGAGUCCAAGCCCUGCUCCUUCACCGUGGUGCCCCGGCCGCCUGCAGCGGGGUCAGGACGGAGCAAAGUUCCAUCCUUCUCCAGCUCCUCGGAGCAGGGCCGGGACACGCGGGCAGUGGGCGAGGCGCAGCCCCCCAGCCUCGCCGGGCACCCGCGGGCCUCUGCCUCCAGCCUCCUGCGGGGCCUCUUUGAGGCCGGGCAGCCGACCCAGACCGGCCCAGCCCGCCACGACGUGCCCAGGGAGGAGGAGAACGGGGAGACGGCGCUGGACUACGGGAUCAUCCCCCCACCCCCUGAGUUCAGCAACGAGGUGGACGAGGCCGAGGGACCUCUCCCACGUCAGGAGAACCGCAAGUGCCCCAGCUUCCCCGACAGCAGCCGGGGCUCGGAGGCACCGCGGUAUUUCAGGUGGCCCGGCUACGGCCGCAGCUACGGGGGCAGCCAUGAGCCACCCGCCCCGCUGCCCUCGGGGAAGAGCAGGAGGAACGGGGACUUUGUGCCCCAGUACCCCGAUUACAGCAGCUCUGCCGGUUACUUCAGCCGCUGCCCGAACCCCCGCCCGCUGAUCAAGAAGCGCCUGUAUGUCUCUGAGCCCGACAGCUCCUACCCCCGGGCAGCUGCAGCUCCCCGGGGCACGGGUGCCCUCUCCUCCUACGUCCCUGGGGGAUACAGCUCCCCGGCCGGGGAGGGGGUCCGCCGCCUUGGCUCUGCCCACAGGAACGGCCCCACGAGCACGCAGGGCAGGCGGACGUCCAUUGAUGCCACUGGGAAAGCAGCGCCGUAUGGCAGCGCCGGGGCCGAUGCCAAGUACAAGGGGCAGAAUGGGGAUUUCUCACCCACCAGCAUGGUGGCAGCCAGCAGACCUGCCCACGGCAGCUCGCAGUACGGCGGACCUACCAACACCUUCACGGUCAGGCCUGGGACACGACAGCCCAUCUCCUACGCCUACCAGAGCGGCCACCGAUAGGUUUGUCCGGAGGGCUGCUCCGCCGCCUUCAUCCAGCUGGGAAGGGGUGAGAAGGUGCCUGGGUUGGUCGUCUCCUUCUCCACGGGCACCAGGGAUGGUCCCAACCCAGCCAGCAAACACACUGCUUGAAGCCGCUGCUGCAGAAUGCGGGGAGUGAACCUGGGACUUGGACUCUUGUCAAAGGACCGUCACGGAGAGUAGUUACUACAGAGGUCAGGCUGCUGCCUUGUUACGUAAGCAAACAUGGUUUUCCUUCUCCUGUUUCCCUCCCGCCCUGUAUUAUUUUCCAAAUUGCAGCCUGAUAGGUCUAAGAAAACCAAAAAGCAUCCUUAGUUCUCUUUGAAGAGCAUCCCCACUGGAGAGAUUGUUUUCUGUUUGUUUUCUUAAUUGGUUUAAAUCCAACAUGUGUUGGGAGUAGGGAGAGACCAAGUGGGAGCUGUGCAUAAUGGAAGCAAGCUGGUGUAUAGCUACGUGUAGGGGAUUGAAAAUAAGAAUGUGAGGCCAAUGGGAUAGAAAAGCAUUCAGGAUGUCUAGGUCCUAACCUCUUCUGUCCCCACCUCUUUCAACAGCCUUGAGCGAAUCUGUUGUGCUGAUGCCUUAAAAACAGCUCCUGGCUCUCGGUGCCUGUCCUGCCGAGCUGGGGGCAGCUCUGCCGCAAAGGGCUGAGCCCCCUCCUCUGGGGGCCCUUUGCUUUCCUGCACCUUUUGGUCACUGUAAAUGUUUCUGUUGGUAAUUAUUCCUCAUGGAAGAAGGCUGUGAGGCCUGGAUGGCUGCCUGUAAAGCACUUUGGAGACCUCAGACAUUGAGCAGCCCUUCUUUUCCUUUAUCAGCUGGUGAGUGCCAGUGACUCGCCAAGGUGCUGUGCUGAUGGUGCUUUCCUCGGGGGUCUCUUGCCACUUCAUGCCUAUGUAAACCCCGCCUCUAAAAGCAAAGCCACAGAGUCCUUAUGAACUGUUAUACUGAGACUUGGCUUUAGUUUGUCUGCUUUGGGGGACUAAGAAGGUAAGUUUCAGCGUGGUUGCAGGUGCUGCUGGUGCGUGGAAUGCCUGCAGUGGCACACCGAAGGCAGCUGGCUCCCGCUGUUCCCCUAAGUGCUUGUCCGGGUGCUGGACCUGCGUGCAAGCCUGUCCUUGCUUCCUGCCAGUGCUUCUCCGAAGGACCUAAUGAUGGCUGUGGGGCAGGGUGGGAGAUACAAGUAGCCUUAAAGAAGGUAUUUCAUACUACAGAGCAAGCAAUACAGUGCCACAAUAGCUGACCAAAGUUUUGAAUAGCCAACUUGCUGAAAUUAGAAAUAUAUAAUCUUCCUCAUAGGUAAACUUGCUGAAAAUCACUGUAAGAUAAGUGUAAAAACUUGUAGAGAAUGUUUUCUAGUCACUGACAAACUAAAAGCACUUUGAGACAUUAGUCUAUUUUUAUGGAAAGCACUUUCUAUUUUCAGUACUAUACAGUGUCAUUAGUUCCACUCCAGCUUAUCCUGUGUUGCAUGCACGUAUGCAUGUGUGCAUAUAAGCAGAUUUUGCUCUACAAUUCAACUCAAAAUUCAGUGAUAAAUUUUCCUUCACGGUGGAAUUUCCAGAAGUUUUUAUUAAUGUCAUGUCAUUGAGUUCUACGUUUUAUGUUAUUUCCAACUUUAUCUAAUAAUUUAACUGCUGUUUCCAAUAUUGCAGCAGCUUCAAAGUAUUCUGAACUUUACUUUGCUGUGAAUAAAAUGAAAACCCAAGUACCAUAAUCAGUCCAAUAGCUAAUUGAAAUGGCGUUUUUAUGCCAGUAAGUCACAGUGACUUGAAAGAUUCCCAGACAUGCUCACCCCAGCCAGUAUUGAAAUAACACAUUUUAAAUAUCUGGGUGUUUGUUUUUUAAACAAUGUUUAUGGAGAAAAGUGACUAUGGAGUAACUCCCUGGGUAUUUAAGUGUGCCAGUGUCAUGUAGCAUAGCUUCCACCCCCACCCCGCCCUUAAAACAUGGAAGUUUUUCUGUAAGAGGAGCAUCUCGAGGAUUCUUACUUACCUAUGGAAGUAAAGCUGUGACACUGCUUGGGUGGCUUCAGGGUCAUGUCUUAGUAUUGGAUGAAGCUUCACCAGCUUGACUUGAAACAAUGAGAAAGCCUCUCUGACAAUAUUGCAACCUCAUUGUUUUUUCUUCCCGUUACUUUUUUUUUCCCCAAAAAAAUUAUUAAGUUAUAACUGCAAAUUAAUUCUCAAAAGCAGUUUUAAAUUUAAAGGCUUGUUGGGAGACUUCAGCCUUCAAGAUUGACUUUGCCCAGAAAUGGAGGUGGGUGUGUGCAACUUUACCCCUCAAAAGUUCUCCUAAGUGUAAGUGUAUCCCCAACACAAGUUGGUUUUGGUUUGGUGGUGUUUGGGGUUUUUUUUGUUUGCUUUUAGGGUUGGUUGUUGUGUUUUUUUAAAGUAAAAUGUGAAACUCCAAGGGUGGCACUUGUUUUGAAUUUCACUUUUAGUAUUUCACCCAGACACGCAAUUCGUAUGUAGUUGUAAUUUGGUGUUAUGUAGUGCGGAGUGUCUUGUUUCUAGCAGACAGGUAUUUGUUUGUAUUAAAUAUUAGAAGCAUGAUAAUGUAAGUCAGUUUUAUGAAACAGCCAUUAUUCAUUCAAAGAACACCCAUUCUGGGAAUGUACAGUGGACUAAGCUAGUAACUAAAUCAGCUAGGACUUGGCUCACAGUUGUGAAACUGAUUAGCAUGAAUGUUUUAAGCAAUGGAACUAUUCUAUUCUUUAAACACUUUGGGCUAUCUCAGCUCCUGAAGGCCUUAAGCAAAAUUCUAGUUAUUUCAGUAACAACUAGACAUCUAUGCUGGGGCCAUCGGGAACUGUUUGUGUUACAAAGAAACCACUGUUGGAGUGGUUGGCAGCCAAAGCGCUUACACAGAAAGUUAAAUCCCUAGUGAAGAGCGAGGAUGCAGGGAUGGGGAAGAGCUCCCUCUUCCUUGGCCAGGUGACUGUCAGGAUAGCGCAUAGAUAAACUGCACUCUGAUUCCCGUUCCUGCUCCUUCCCAGCUGUAUAAAUUUAGCAAUAGAAGAGGAAGAGACUAAGGGGUAGCGAUGGAGCAAAGCAACCUUAUAGCCUUAGCACUGACAGCAGUCUUGCAGCCUGACAAUGGAAUUAUUCCCACAUCAACCCUCUCUGAUGCAGUUUGGUCAUUCAAGUCUUGAUACAACUUAAAAUCAUCCCCUGCAGUUGCCUCUUCCUCAAAAGUACCUGCUAAUGUCGUAUAACUGAGACCUUUACUUGUAAAGUGUUGAACAGUGUCUUAUUUAUGAGUGCCAUUGAACCUUCUUGCAUUAAAUAUGUCUGGACGUAUUGUUUUA